AUGACUGUAAAAGACAUCCUCUUUCGGUCCCAGCACUGGACAGUGGUUGCUGUGGACCCCCUGGAGGGAAACCAGAUGGACGAUAGACACGUAUGUAAGUACAUUGCCAUCGGAGACACAAAGCAUACACCCCCAGAGAUAGAGAUCUCCCCGAUCACCUUCCCGGGUGGUCCGGAAGAUCUCAUUCUUUUGGUGCGUUGCAGUCACCCACCAUUCUUUCUCCCCAAAGGCCAUAUCAUCGCACUGUACAUCCCUGUCCCUGAGAAUAUCCCAAUAGACGACCAUGCCCCUGGCGUAUACUGGGCAGAGGUGGUGGUGAAAAAUAAACCAAUCAUAGAUUGCAGUGUCAAGCAGGGUGUAGAACUAGUGAACAUGAAGGAUCUGCUUGACACAGGGGCGGAUGUGACGAUCAUCCCCGAAAGGACAUGGCCGUCACAGUGGGAAUUGCAACCCGUGGCUGGCAAAAUACAGGGUUCCCUUGUGGGGGAGGGACCUAAUGUCACAAUGGGGGGUAAAAAUAGAGAUCCCGAAAACCCCUCGGGAUUUUUGAUAGCGGCCACUGUGGAGCGCCCUUUCCAAAAAUUAGAUUGGACCACUGAUGAAGCAAUUUGGAUUGAUCAGUGGCCGCUUCAGAAAGAUAAAUUAAAGGCGCUCAAUGAACUCGUGGAGGAGCAACUAGCAAAGGGUAACAUAGUUGAAACCACGAGCCCUUGGAAUUCCCUGGUCUUUGUUAUUUGAAAGCCGGGGAAAAACAAGUGGCGGCUCCUCCACGACCUUCGGGCUAUCAAUAAAGUCAUUGUGGACAUGGGGCCCCUUCAACCAGGGAUGCCUACCCCGACUAUGCUCCCCCAAAAUUGGAAUUUGGCUAUCAUUGAUAUCAAAGAUUGUUUUUUUUCAAUUCCUCUACACCCUGAUGAUGCCCCGUGGUUUGCCUUCUCGGUUCCAACCCUUAACUGAGAAGCCCCAGUGAGGAGGUUCCACUGGCGGGUAUUGCCUCAGGGCAUGAAGAACUCACCUACCAUCUGCCAGUGGUACGUCUCCUCAUUGCUGUCCCCUCUGCGCGCCGAACUGGGGGGGGUCAUCAUCCAUCAUUAUAUGGAUGAUGUCCUGGUGUGCGCCCCCCAUGACAAUCUACUUAAGCACUCUCUUGACCGAGUGGUUGACGUUCUAACAUCUGCAGGUUUUCAACUCCAGGAGGAUAAGGUUCAGAGGAUGCCGCCCUGGAAGUAUCUGGGUCUGUGGAUUGCUGAGAGGACCAUUGUGCCUCAAAAAUUGGCCAUUAACAGCAAUCCAAAGACUUUGGCGGACCUCCAUUCACUGUGUGGGACUUUGAACUGGGUCAGGCCUUGGCUGGGCCUCACUACUGAGGACCUAGCCCCCCUCUUCGUACUUCUGAAGGGAGAGAAAGAGCUUAGUUCUCCCAGGACCCUGACUCCAGAAGCGAAGAAGGCCCUGGAGAAGGUAGAGGAUGCCCUGGUUGAGAAACAGGCGCAUCGGUAUGAACCAACCCUACCAUUCGAGUUUAUUGUGUUUGAAGAAUUAGCCCGCAUAAGUGUGGCAAUUUUCCUAUGGGACCAAGGCUCUAAGGAUCCCCUCUUGAUAAUAGAGUGGGUAUUCUUGAGCCACCAAAGGUCCAAAAGUGUCACCCAGCCACAGGAACUGAUGGCUCAGCUUAUUGGGAGAGCUCGAGCUAGGCUUAGGGAGAUGGCCGGGUGUGAUUUUGCAUGCAUUCGAGUGCCGGUCAGCUUGUCUCGGGACAAAGCGUCCCCGGAUAGGCUGACAAAAGAGAUGUUCAAUCAAAUGCUUUGGGAAAACAAGAUCCUCCAAAUUGCAUUUGAUAGUUAUGAAGGACAAGUUUCAGUCCACGCCCCUGCGCACAAAUUUUUCAACGCCAAAUUUUAUGUGAUCCCUAAAGAAGUGCGGAGCAGGAAGCCUCUCAAAGCCUUAACUGUUUUCACUGACGCAUCCGGGGCAUCUCACAAGUCUGUGGUGACUUGGCGAGAUCCCGAGACUCAGCAAUGGGAAACAGACGUUAAAUAUGUGGAAGGAUCUCCACAAGUUGCUGAGUUAGAUGCAGUCGUUAGGGCCUUUGAGAGGUUUUCUGAACCUUUCAAUUUAGUAACAGAUUCGGCUUACGUAGCAGGGGUGGUUGCAAGGGCCGAGCAUGCAGCCCUAAAGGAGGUCUCGAACCCGAAGCUGUUUGAGUUGCUUUCUGCAUUAAUCUACACUGUUUCCCACAGAAAGCAACCUUUCUUUGUGAUGCAUGUGAGAUCACACACGGACCUCCCUGGCCCGGUAGCCGAAGGGAAUAGAAUAGCUGAUUCCCUCGCUACCCCUGUUUCAAUGGCUCAGCUCCCCGAUCUGUUCCAACAAGCCAAGCUGAGCCACCAAAUGUUCCAUCAGAAUGGACCUGGUCUGGUCCGCCAAUUCCAUCUGCGGCGAGAUCAGGCCAGAGCCAUUGUGGCCACAUGCCCACAUUGCCAGACCACCGCCAUGCCCUCCCUGGGGUCGGGGGUUAACCCUCGGGGCCUGGGGAGCUGCGAGGUGUGGCAGAUGGAUGUGAGGCACAUCCCUGAGUUUGGGAGGUUUCGGUUUGUACAUGUUUCCAUCGACACUUUCUUGGGCACAGUCUUUGCUUCUGCCCACAUGGGGGAGAAGGCUGAGCAUGUCUGUAAACACCUCAUGCAGGCUUUCUCUGUACUGGGGGUCCCCAAAGAGCUCAAAACGGACAACAGCCCAGCAUAUACCUCCAGGAAACUGGAGGAAUUCCUGCAAGAGUGGGGAGUAGAACACAAAAGAGGCAUCCCGCACUCCCCCACCGGCCAAGCGAUUGUCGAUGAUGAAGAUCCCAACUGCCAGUGGCCCGGCACUUCCAGUCCACCAGCAACUAUAGGCUCCAACAUCGCCCUCCAGUGCUGGUCCGAGACCCAGAGACCCAAAAGAGAGCCAUCCAAAGAUGCCAGCAGCGAGUAUCAUCCUCAACAUCACGCUCCUAGCUCUACUGGUGACCCAAAUAGCCGCGUGGAUCGUGACCCAACCCAAACAAAAUGCUUGGGUAAUGUUGGCGAAGUCUCUGCAGUGAGAUGA
Pseudopodoces humilis (Tibetan ground-tit) is the source of this 3087-nucleotide messenger RNA. The record is from RefSeq and is a predicted model, not a curated record. Lineage: Eukaryota; Metazoa; Chordata; Aves; Passeriformes; Paridae.